AUGAAAUCAGCGAGAAAACGCCGUCUACGCCCUAAGGAAAUUUUUGGAAUUUCAGUGUUUUUCACCUUCUUCUACCUAUUUAUAUGGCCGGUUUUUAGGUACAAACAGAAUGUCGAGCUGGAAUACGGUGAGUUACUGUAACAUUUCUUACUUUGUGGAUAGAAAAACUAUGCUUUGUUUAAUUUUGGUUAAAAUAUUGUAUUUUUAAAAAAUUGUUAUUAUGGAAACGAAAAAAUAUAAUUGACUGCACGGUGCAGUUUAAAAAAAAAUUUUUAAAAAAUCAAUUAGCUGGCCAUUUUUUGUAUAGAUGGUCUUGAUGCCUCUAGCAACUUAGCAAAAAUAUAAAAUUUUUAUAUUUUUUCAAAACGAACUAAGGUUAUAAGUUUCUCUUGCACUGUGCAGUUUAUAAAACUUUUAAGAUUGCACGGUGCAGUUUUUAAAAAUAAUUUUUAAAAAUUAAACAAAUGGUCAAAUUUGUGUCAUUUUUAGUAUAAACUUUAUUAGUGACCUUACCAACGAAGAAAAAAAUCAAUUUUUAAACUAAUUUAACGAAAAACUUCAAAAUUGUAAUUUUCAAUUUUUUUGCACUGUGCAAUCUACAAAUUUAAAAAAACUGCACUGUGCGAUAAAAAAUAGAACUGUGUUAAAAAAUUCAUUUCAGGUCAACGUCUGAUAACAUUUUUGAACCAAACCCAUUAUUUUACGUAUGACACUUCUCAGACCUGUCGAUUUCCAAUAAUCGACCCGUUCGACCCGAGUAUAUUAUCGUAUGUCCGUCAUCCAACAGAGUUGAAAUGUGCAAAAGUUCAACCAAAUUUCGUUACACCAAAGUUGAACCGGCUUUAUUUGGACUAUAAUUUGGCUAGACAACAUGGUUUGAGGGACUUGAAGUAUUCUUUGUUUCGAAGGCAGAAUGGCUCUGAUUAUGGUGUUACAUACGAUCCAUUUAGGGAGUUUAAGGAUACAAUCUCUAUGAAUGUAAGUUUUAUAUGACAAUAGGAUGAGAAGGAUACGAUAUAUAGUUAGGGUAGGGUAGGGUAGCGUAGGAUAGGAUAGGGUAGGAUAGGGUAGGGUAGGGUAGGGUAGGGUAGGGUAGGGUAGGGUAGGGUAGGGUAGGGUAGGGUAGGGUAGGGUAGGGUAGGGUAGGGUAGGGUAGGGUAGGGUAGGAUAGGGUAGGGUAGGGUAGGGUAGGGUACGAUAGGGUAGGGUAGGUUAAAAUAAAGCUAAAGCUUAAUGUUUUAGGGUGCAAAUGGUUGUGUAUUACGUGGAUCAUACGGUGAAAACAAGGCUUAUGUUGAUAUAUUUCCAUCAGUCAAUCCGAUUUUUCCUAAAAAGCCUAAAAACGACGGAAAAUAUCGACCGAAUGUUAUGAUUAUUGGCAUUGAUUCUGUCUCACGGUCCAAUUUUAUUCGAAAUCUACCUAAAACUUAUGAGUAAGUCUAACAUUUUUAAAGUUUAUUAAAAAAUUCUUUAAUUUUAAAAAGUGAAAUUUAAAUUUUCAAAAUCCCGCCAAAUUUGCAAACCCUUGGCAUAAUGUUUCAACCCUAUAUCUAGCCAUUUUCCAAUGUUUUUAAUCAUUUUAGAUACCUGACAGAAAAAAUUAGCGGUUUCGAUUUCCGUGGCUAUGCCAAAAUCGACGACAACACCUCUCCCAAUAUGAUAGCGUUAACGAUCGGUCGAAAAGUGACAGUCAAAUCGUCAGAGCUGCCACUGGAUCCACAAAAGGAGUUUGUUGACAAAUGGCCAUUUAUUUGGAAAAAUUUUUCAAAAAAUGGCUAUACCACCUUGCUAGCCGAGGAACAGCCAGGAAUUUGGUCGUAUAAAGCCAUGGGCUUUAAGUAUCACCCAACCGAUGUGUACUUUCGACCAUUUGCACAUAUCUUGAAUGACAAUCCAAUUUAUAGAAGUUUGUCACCAUAUUGUUACCUAAAUAUGCCUGAAAGUGAGCAUGUCCUACGAGGAAUUGAAAGGUAAGUAGGCCUACCCCAGAGCCCUAGCCCAGAGCCCUAGCUCAGAGCCUUAGCCCAGAGCCCUAGCCCAGAGCCCUAGCCCAGAGCCCUAGCCCAGAGCCCUAGCCCCGAGCCCUAGCCCAGAGCCCUAGCCCAGAGCCCUAGCCCAGAGCCCUAGCCCAGAGCCCUAGCCCAGAGCCCUAGCCCAGAGCCCUAGCCCAGAGCCCUAGCCCAGAGCCCUAGCCCAGAGCCCUAGCCCAGAGCCUUAGACCAAAGCCCAGAGCCUUAGCCUAGUAGUUCUAGCCCUAGCCCAGAGCCCUGGCUCUAGCCUUAGUUAGCCAUAGCUUUAGAUCCAGCUUUAGCCUGCAUCUACUUUAUUUACACUUCCCAGUUUAAUGUACUCUAUGGUUACCUACUCCACUAUGCCCUACUCUUCUCUAUUUAACAUACCUUACCCUGCCUUCUUUAGCCUUCUCUAAUCCACAAUACGUCACUCUGUUUUACCUAUUCGUAUUUUACCCUACUCCACCCACCUCUACUAUCUUCUAUUUCAGUCUGCCCUACACAUUCCUUCCUUCCCUAUUUCAUCCUACCCAACCUUACCCUACCCUAUCACACCUUACUUUACUCUUUCAUUUCCAGAUUCAUUGAAUCCCAGACCUCUCAACAGCUGCCGUAUUUUUUGUUUUCCUUUUUAUGGAAGCUAUCUCAUGAUGACAUAAACAUGAUUGAGAGACUUGACACUCUACUAUCCAGUUGGUUACAGAGAAUACAUACUAGAGGGUUACUACGAGAGACGUUUAUAGUAUUCAUGUCGGAUCAUGGUAAUCGGUUUGAUGACAUUAGGUAAGUAAAAAUGUUAUAACUUUUAAAAAUUAACAGUUGAAAAAAAAAGUUACAGUAUACUAUAUAUUUUUACCACAAUAGAAGUUAUGUUAUGUAAGUUACAGUAUACAUAUAAAAACUAAAAAAACAUUACAGUAGUCUAGUUAGAAAUUACUGUAUUUUGCAAAUAGUUACAGUAUACAAUAUAUGAAACCAAAUAGGUGUUAAGUUACAAUAUACAUAUAAAAAAGUGGAAAAAGUAAGCUAAGUAAAAUUAACUGUAUUUUUAAAAUAGUUACAGUAUACUAUAUAUAAAGAAAUAUAAAAUUUAAGUUACAGUAUACUUGACAUAUGACAAAACAGAGGUUAAAUUACAGUAUUCUUUUAAAAACCAUGCCAAAAGUUACAGUAUACUUAUAAAAAGUGUAUGAAAAGUUACAGUAUGUUAAUCAGAAACUAAUUUACUUACCGUACCUUUGAACUAUUUACAGUACCCCAACUAAAACCUAAUACCAUUUCCAGAUCAACCCUGAUCGGUCGAUACGAAGAAAGAAUGCCGUUUCUUUUUAUACGACCCCCAGAAAGCAUGUUACAAAAAUACCCAGAGGUAAAGCAGAAUCUGGCUAAUAAUCUAUGGCGUUUCACUAACCAAUAUGAUGUUUAUGAAACACUGGCCGAUAUAGUCAAUAACCAAAUUAAUGUAAAGUCAAGAGAAAGCUUCAAGAAUAGAGGACACAGUUUGUUUCGAGAGAUUCCACUUGACCGGUAAGUUAUAUCAGUCAUUUUUUAUAGCUAGCAACAAAGAGACUUUAAUGGUGUUAGAAGAGUAGGAUAGACUUGGGAAGGUUACGGUAGGGCAAAGCCAAGGAAGAGAGAUGUUAUGGUAGCGUUAGGGUAAUAUUCGACCAAGCAUUCAGUAGGAGGGUCAUAUAGGGUAGGGUUAAGUAGGGUCGAGUAGGGUAUAGUGUUAUAAGACAAAGUCAUUGUAAGCUAGUAGGUCAAAAGUGGGCAAAAUUACGAUAAGUUUGCUUAUAGACUUGUUGUAAACUAUUUACAUGUAACAUAGGAUUAAGUCUGAGGUAUCAAAGAUAGGGCUAGGGCUAGAGCUGAAACUAGGGCUCCGGACUAGGGCUCUAGGCUAGGGCUCUGGGCUAGGGCAUGGGCUAGGGUUCCGGCCUAGGGCUCUGGGCUAGGGCUCUGGACUAGAGCUCUGGGCUAGGGCUCUGGGCUAGGGCUCUGGGCUAGGGCUCUGGGCCAGGGCUCUGGGCUAGGACUCUGGGCUAGGGCUCUGGGCUAGGGCUGUGGGCUAGGGCUCUAGGCUAGGGCUCUGAACUAGGGCUUUGGGCUAGUGCUCUGGGUUAGGGCUCUGGGUUAGGGCUUUAGCUAGGGCUCUGGGCUAGGGCUUUGGGCUAGGGCUCUGGGUUAGGGCUCUGGGUUAGGGCUUUAGCUAGGGCUCUGGGUUAGGGCUUUGGACUAGCUCUAGAAAUAUUUUUUAAUUUAAAACUUUUAGAACCUGUAAAGACGCCAAUAUAGACGAGCAUUUCUGUGUCUGUCAAGAAGAACAACCUCUGGACAAGACGAGUAGUAUAGCCAAAAAAGCGGCCGAUGCUGUGAUUAAUGAAAUUAACAAGGAAUUGGAGCUAGUGAAGAGUUUGUGUGUUACAGUAGAAUUGGAAAAUAUUUUGGACGCAAGGCUUUUGAAGGCUAAUGAAAAGGUACCGGUUCACAAAAAAAUUAUUUUUAAUAUUGUAUGGUUAGAGUAGGGUAGGGUAUGGUAGGAUAAAGUAGGGUAAGGUAGGGUAGGGUGAGGCAAAAUUAAAAAAAAUUAAAAACUUUUAAAUUUUAGGUAAAGAACAACAACCGCUGGCACUUUGACCAAUUUAUUGGAGAUUCCAAUAUAAAAUCUGUCAUUUCGUUUGUCCGCCUAACCCUAAAAGCUAAGCCCAACAAUGCUCUGUUUGAAGCCUCUGUCCAGGUGUCUCAGACUGCCACUUCCGAGUCGUAUGCUGUGACAGUUGAUCAAAUUAGUCGGAUUAACAGCUACGGCUUGGCGGCCAAAUGUGUAUCGGAGAAUGUUCGAAAAUUGGAAAAGAUCUGUACUUGCUCGGAGAGCAGUAUUUAG
Molecule: messenger RNA, 4896 nt
Organism: Bursaphelenchus okinawaensis
Lineage: Eukaryota; Metazoa; Nematoda; Chromadorea; Rhabditida; Aphelenchoididae
Source: the annotation of a GenBank genome assembly